AUGAUUGUGGCGACAUACACUUCGGCGACACGUCGUGUUGCUCCUGCCCCGGCUCAGCCGCUGCCGAUGGCUCACCAGGUUUAUCCUGGUACUCGGCCUUCGGUGCUACCGUCUGCUAGUAUGCCAACUUGGGUUCAGCCCUUCUUGGACAUGACGUUCACCACGCCCGGAGCGAAGCUAUGCUGGGAGCGAAUCCUCGGCCUCGUCCUCCCUGAACCAACAGUCGGUGACGUCGUGGUUCGCGUCACUCUCGAGGGUUUGAAGGCGUUCUUGGAUUAUGAAGAACCGGAUCACCCGUUCCAAGUCCUGCGCCGACUCCUCCCCACUCAGCCGUGCUACUCCGACAUAGACGGGUUUGAUCCUCUCGCUCAAGUGUCCAAGCGUGCUCCAAUUGAGACCUCGGGUUCGCCCUCUGGGAGCGUCAUCACUGGAUUCUCGCAGCAGCCGUCGAACGAGGCUUCGACGAAGAAGAGAGAGACUCCAAUCAUGACCGAGCGCUCUUGA
This is a messenger RNA of Phytophthora nicotianae INRA-310, 504 nucleotides long. RefSeq lists its product as hypothetical. The transcript is spliced from 2 exons. Bases 1 to 504 code for a protein of 167 amino acids. Lineage: Eukaryota; Oomycota; Peronosporomycetes; Peronosporales; Peronosporaceae. The record is from RefSeq and is a predicted model, not a curated record.